AUGCUCUGCCGCUGGGAGGAGAAGGACCCGCGCAGGUGCCUGAAGGAGGGCAGGGAGGUGAACAGGUGCGCGCUGGACUUCUUCAGGCAGAUCAAGCUGCACUGUGCUGAACCGUUCACCCAGUACUGGACCUGCAUUGACUGCAAUGACUUGCUGGACCUGCAGCACUGCCGGAAGCAACAGAAGGUCUUUGACGAUUGUGUGCUGGAGAAACUGGGCUGGGUGAGACCGGAGCUGGGGCAGCUGUCCAAGGUCACCAAAGUGAAGACGGAGCGGCCAGUCCCUGAGAAUCCUUAUCAUUCCCGGCCGAGACCACCGCCAAACCCACCCAUUGAAGGCGAGCUGGAGCCCGCCAAGCACGGCAGCCGGUUGUACUUCUGGAACUGGUGA
Messenger RNA from Varanus komodoensis (Komodo dragon), 390 nucleotides. It is a transcript of the gene NDUFA8, whose product is annotated as NADH:ubiquinone oxidoreductase subunit A8. The record is from RefSeq and is a predicted model, not a curated record. Gene Ontology annotation, biological process: mitochondrial electron transport, NADH to ubiquinone. NCBI's taxonomy places the organism in Eukaryota, Metazoa, Chordata, Lepidosauria, Squamata, Varanidae. Bases 1 to 390 code for a protein of 129 amino acids. The transcript has 3 exons.